Messenger RNA from Schizophyllum commune H4-8, 2169 nucleotides. RefSeq names its product MFS general substrate transporter. Bases 365 to 2044 code for a protein of 559 amino acids. The transcript is spliced from 13 exons. Gene Ontology annotation, molecular function: transmembrane transporter activity. NCBI's taxonomy places the organism in Eukaryota, Fungi, Basidiomycota, Agaricomycetes, Agaricales, Schizophyllaceae. The record is from RefSeq and is a predicted model, not a curated record. Gene Ontology annotation, biological process: transmembrane transport.
CGGCACUCCCUUUGCGCGCGCGCAUGUUGCGUGCUUGCUCGUCAUGCUCCCCCGUCCCUGUGCCCCUUGCGCAGCCGCCGUCCGGAUUAGGUGCCCCUUGUUGGACAUUGCCGCGGGUGAUGAUACGGAGGGACCGCGCCUGCUGGUCGCCCGGCCGACCCCCGGGCCUCGUUUGUAUUCCCGUCGCGGGGAACUGAACCCUCCCACAUGAGCCGCUCCACCGUUUGAUAAACGCUCUACCGCACAGGAACAGCGCGGCGGCAGGCCGCACCGCCCGGGGGGAGUAUUUGCUGGUUGAUUGAUAUACUGGGCUCCUUGUUCACGCUUUGUUUCCCCCCGUCAUUGCCGGUAGUCGCACACGAUCAUGUCGCGCGCGCAGAUGCAGGACCCCGAGAAGCUGAAGGCGGUCGACGUGAAGGACCAACUGGCGGACGAUGUGGACGAGCUGGACACGGAGACAGGCGUCGAUCGGGCGUAUGAGCUCAAGUGUGCCCUCGUAAAUCGCACGCUGCAGGAAGAGAUUGGCUUCGGUCGCUACCAGCUCGAGCUCUUCGCCCUCACCGGCCUUGGUUGGAUGGCCGACAACAUCUGGCUCCAAGGCAUCGCCGUCGUCCUCGGGCAGGUCCAACAAGAGCUCGACCCCACGCGCAUCGAGUUCGCCACGCUCGCGCUCUACGUCGGCCUCAUCAUCGGCGCGUCGACAUGGGGCGUGCUCGCGGACGUGAUCGGGCGGAAGUUGUCGUUCAAUAUCACCCUCUUCAUCGCCGGCGUCUUCGGCAUCGCAGCGGGCGCGGCACCCAACUUCACCGCCUUUGGCGCGCUCGUAGCUUGUGUCGGGUUCGGGAUAGGAGGGAAUCUGCCGGUGGACGGCGCGCUGUUCUUGGAGCACAUCCCCCAAUCGCAUCAGUGGACCCUCACUCUCCUCUCUGCUUGGUGGGCCAUCGGGCAGCUCGUUGCCUCGGUCGUCGCAUGGGGCUUCAUCGCGAACUACUCGUGCGACCCCAGCAUCGCGCAAGGCGAGUGCAUGAAGGCGGAUAACAUGGGGUGGAGAUAUACAUGCUACCUCCUAGGCUCGAUCACCUUCCUCAUGUUCGUCGCGCGCUUCAUCAUCUUUGACCUGCAGGAGUCGAGCAAGUACCUGAUCGCGAAGGGCCGGGAUGAGGAGGCGUUGGCGGUCCUCCAGCACCUCGCGAAGCGCAAUGGGCGACAGAUUAGCCUCACGAUCGAGGAUUUCAAGAGCAUCAAGGGCGGUCAGGUGCAUGUGACGACGAAGGAUAUCUUGCGGAGGACGUUCUCGCAGAUGAAUCUCUCGCACAUCAAGCCCCUCUUCGCCGGUCGGAAGCUAGCGAUUAACACCAGUUUGACGAUCCUGUUAUGGGGUCUGAUCGGCCUCGCGUACCCGCUCUACAACGCCUUCCUCCCUCUCUACCUCGCCGAGCGCGUCGACGCGGACUCCUCCACGUACACCACCUACCGCAACUACACCAUCAUCUCCGUCGUCGGCAUCCCCGGCUCCGUCCUCGCCUGCCUCAUCGUCGACUGGACGCGGGGCGGGAAGGACGCGGUGGACGAGGAAGAGGGCAGCAGUGUCGAGGGUAGCGAGGGCGAGAAGACAGACGCUGCGCCCACGAAGCGCAAGACGAAGUUCAGCCUGGGCGGCCGGAAGCUGAGCAUGGCGAUCAGCACGCUGCUGACGGGGAUCUUCCUGUUCCUGUUCACCACGAGCGCGAACGAAGCUGCGGUGCUCGGUUUCUCGUGCGCCUCAGGUCUCACGCAGAACGCGAUGUACGGUGUUUUGUAUGCGUAUACGCCGGAGGUCUUCCCCGCCCCUCACCGCGGCACCGGCGACGCUGUCUGCUCCGCCUUCAACCGCAUCACUGGUAUCCUGGCACCCGUCAUCAAGAUCGCCACGACCUCGUCCGCAGGCGGUGCUGCAGCAGCGAAGGCCAACGGGCCGAUUUUCGUUUCUGCAUCCCUGUUCGUGGUAGCGUCGAUAGCGAUGACGCUGUUGCCGAUCGAGACCGCUGGAAAGGCCGCGCUAUGAACGUAUUCACGACACGCUCAUGACUUUCUUGUAUUCCACGAAAAGCGCGCGCCUGGCGAAAUAUCUAUGCCCGCCCGCUGUUGUUGUACUAACUAAUGUUAUCUCAUUCAAAUCAUCUUUAUGAU